This is a messenger RNA of Rotaria socialis, 588 nucleotides long. NCBI's taxonomy places the organism in Eukaryota, Metazoa, Rotifera, Eurotatoria, Philodinida, Philodinidae. The record is from the annotation of a GenBank genome assembly.
AUGGGUCGACGUAUUAGCGACGAUAAAGAUGACAAAUCUGAAAAACAAGCUCCGAACGAAUCUGAGUCUGAUUCGAAUCUCGACGAAGAAGAAUUUGUUGUAGAAAAAAUUCUUAAAAUGCGAACGACAAAAAAAGGAAAAGUUCAAUAUUUGCUUAAAUGGAAAGGCUUUCCUGAUACUGAAAAUACAUGGGAACCCGCUGAAAAUCUCGAAUGUCCUGAUUUAAUUGCUGCUUUCAUGGCUGAACAAAAAGAAAAACAACAAACAUCAUCAUCAUCAUCAAAUGGUAAACGAUCUCAUUCAACUAGUAGCGCCAAUGAAUCUAAUAAGGGUACUUGUCCAACGAAGCGACCGCGUAUUGAAUUAGAACAAACAGGUUAUCAUCGUGGUUUAGUACCAGAACUGUUAAUGGGUGCAACAGAUAUUUAUGAUGGAGAAUUAAUGUUUUUAGUUAAAUGGAAAGGUGUUGCUAAACCAGAACUAGUUCCAUCACGGAUCGUGAAUAAACAAUCAGCCCAACUUGUUAUUAAAUUUUAUGAAGAUCGAUUAACAUGGAAUUCGACGAGUUCAUCAAAUAAAAAUGUUUAA